AUGCCCGGCCUCGCCAACUCUCGAUGGGCGCCUAGGUCAAGCUCCGUUCCCACCUCCGGCCGCCUCUCUACCACGGCCGCUCCCUCCUCGGCGCUCUCUUCCGCCACCGCUGCAGGCGCCACGGCCUCGGGACAUGCCAAUGGCGCCGCUGCCUACACGAAUGGCUCCCGUUCUCCCGGCCCAGCCGCGGAGCUCAUGCGCUAUGCGAAGAUCGUCCGCCGACUGAAGUGGAAGCUGCCGUACCUCGCCCACGGCUACCGACAAGCCACCCUCCGCCUGGACUAUCCCACCGACGUCGACAUUGCGCACCGGGGCGAGGCAGAGCUGAUGUUCAAGCUCGACUUCUUCGAAUACUACAUGCUGCUGGAGCGCGCGCUGGUGCAUCUCCUCGGCGUCUUUGGCAUCACCGUCUCGCGAGACUUUGCAGAGCGGCAUCUGCGCAUGAUGCUCGAGGAGCAGAGGCAGCAGGACAUUCGCAACUACGGCGUUCUCCGUGGCAACAUCAACGGCACCAGCAGGAGGAGCGAGCCGUCGCCGUGGAAGAACGGCGGCGGCGGCGGCAGCAGCAAUCACAGGUACCACGCGAACGUGCUCGAGGCGCUCGACAAUGCCGAGAACCCGCUGCACGAGGCGCUGGGCACGGGCGAGGUCCGCAGGCAGCUCGGCCGAGCUAAGGACUUACGCAACAGGUGGAAGAACGUGGACGACGUCGAGGACGCAAGUGCUGUGAACGGCAGCAGUGGCGGCGGCAGCAAUACUCCUCAGCUGGCGAACGGUAAGGCGGCCACGCCGCUAGAGAGCUAUGAUCUCGAGCGAAUUCUGGAGUCCAUAUUCGAGGGCUUCGAUAGGGCCUUUGCAGUUGCUGAGCGACAUGUCCUCGAGGAGCAACAGGCUGCUGCCAAGGCGGGCGACGCAGUGCCCAUGGAUUGGGGUUCUGAGGAGCAACAGUGGGAGUUCAUGGUGGAUGCAAUGGAUUGGGAGGCCGUCUAA
Phaeoacremonium minimum UCRPA7 is the source of this 990-nucleotide messenger RNA. RefSeq names its product putative fungal specific transcription factor protein. NCBI's taxonomy places the organism in Eukaryota, Fungi, Ascomycota, Sordariomycetes, Togniniales, Togniniaceae. The record is from RefSeq and is a predicted model, not a curated record. Bases 1 to 990 code for a protein of 329 amino acids. The transcript has a single exon.